Messenger RNA from Coffea eugenioides, 1692 nucleotides. Its product is annotated as serine/threonine-protein kinase SRK2I. Gene Ontology annotation, biological process: intracellular signal transduction; protein phosphorylation. NCBI's taxonomy places the organism in Eukaryota, Viridiplantae, Streptophyta, Magnoliopsida, Gentianales, Rubiaceae. The coding region runs from base 150 to 1247 and encodes 365 amino acids. Gene Ontology annotation, cellular component: nucleus. Gene Ontology annotation, molecular function: protein serine/threonine kinase activity; ATP binding. The transcript is spliced from 9 exons. The record is from RefSeq and is a predicted model, not a curated record.
AAGCCAGCGAUUGGAUUUCAGAAAUUUGAGAGUCAACACUGGCUACUACUGCAGCUGGUAUUCAGCCUUCCCUUCCCUAGCCUACCGCCCGGAGUGGAAAACGUCGACGCUUCUCUGCGACUGAUGUUGUCUAAUGUAAAGAAUUAUUGAUGCGUAAAAUGGAUCGGGCAGCGGUAACAGUGGGUCCGGCUAUGGAUAUGCCGAUCAUGCACGACAGUGACCGGUACGAUUUGGUCAGGGAUAUCGGUUCCGGUAAUUUUGGCAUCGCCAGACUUAUGAGAGACAAGCAGACCAAAGAGCUGGUCGCAGUUAAGUAUAUCGAACGGGGCGACAAGAUAGAUGAAAAUGUCAAGAGGGAGAUUAUUAAUCACAGAUCUUUGAAGCAUCCUAACAUUGUUAGAUUUAAGGAGGUGAUUUUGACACCAACUCAUCUGGCUAUUGUGAUGGAAUAUGCUUCUGGUGGAGAGCUUUUUGAUCGAAUCUGCAAUGCUGGACGCUUCAGCGAGGAUGAGGCUCGUUUUUUUUUCCAGCAGCUUAUAUCUGGAGUCAGCUACUGCCAUUCAAUGCAAGUAUGUCAUCGUGACUUAAAGCUGGAAAAUACAUUGUUAGAUGGAAGCCCAGCUCCACGUCUGAAGAUAUGUGAUUUUGGGUAUUCCAAGUCCUCUUUGUUACAUUCGCAGCCGAAGUCUACAGUGGGAACUCCUGCUUACAUUGCUCCUGAGGUUUUACUCAGGCAAGAAUAUGAUGGCAAGAUAGCAGAUGUGUGGUCAUGUGGGGUGACAUUAUAUGUCAUGUUGGUUGGCGCAUAUCCAUUUGAGGAUCCUGAUGAACCAAGGGACUUUCGGAAGACAAUAAAUAAAAUAUUAAAGGUUCAAUAUACAAUUCCUGAUCAUGUGCAAAUAUCCGAGGACUGUCGCCAUCUAAUAUCAAGGAUUUUUGUUGCAGACCCUGCCCAGAGGAUCACCAUUCCUGAGAUCAAGAACCAUGUUUGGUUUUUGAAAAACCUCCCUGCAGAUCUGAUGGACGAAAAUACCAUGGGCAACCAGUUUGUAGAGCCUGACCAGCCAAUGCAGAGUUUAGAUGUUAUCAUGCAGAUAAUGUCUGAGGCCACCAUACCACCUGUUGGCCUGUGUAACCUGGACAUCAUGGAUGAUGACAUGGAUGACCUGGAUUCUGAUGAUCUUGAUCUUGAUCUUGAUCCUGAUCUAGAUAUUGACAGCAGUGGAGAGGUGAUAUAUGCGAUCUAAUGUCAUUCAUGGCUGGGUUGUAAAAGUCAGUCUCUAAAUGGAAAAGCUGCUUUGGGCUUACGGCUGCAUGAUGAUGUGAAUUUGAAGUAUGGAUGUAAGAUUUUUACACACAAUAUGCAGUAGUCUGGUCAUAAGAUGAAACAUCAACGAUCUUUUUUGUUACAAGGCCUGCAUCAUAUGCAACUUUUUGGAAAUUUCGUUUAAGAGAAUUCAAGCUUUUGCGCAUGGAGAGGAGAAAAUUAAAGGAGUGCAUGACCUGGAACCCCAUCCUGUUGUUAUUAGUUGUCAUUUUUUUUUUUUGGGUUGAUCUCGUGCUUUUUGUUGUUUGUUUUACUACUAAACACAUGUUGUGCUCAGUGAUGUAUACACUGAAGUAAUUUUUACUACAGAUACUUGAAGAUUUUUUGACUUCUCCUUGUUCUGUAUAUAUACGACUGCUUUGUAA